Molecule: messenger RNA, 2403 nt
Organism: Vitrella brassicaformis
Lineage: Eukaryota; Vitrellaceae
Source: the annotation of a GenBank genome assembly
CAUCGUGAAACCGUCCCCCGGACGAGAAAACAUGGACGACGAUACGUUGCGUGACGUGUUUGGCGAGUCGCCUGGCGGCGAGGAGGAGCAGCAUCCGCAGGACCAUGCAGAUGCAGAUGCGCCGGACGAGCCGGAGGACGCAGCGCCAGAUGCUGAAGACAAUGCCGACCAGGAAGCUGAUGCUGACGCUGAUGCGGAUGUAGGAAUAGAAGCAGAGGCAGAUGAAGACCAGCGCCGGGACCAAGAGGCAGAUCAGCAGCAGCAGCAAGAUGAUGACAGACCACAAGCCUUCACCAGCGGUGGUGUCGCUGCUGGUGAGGAAGAUCAGAACGAGAGUGAGGAAAGAUCACCUGACGAGCAGCAGGCAGCAGCAGCGGCAGCAUCAGGAUCAGCAUCAGCAGCAGGAGCGAGAGAAGAGGACGAGGGGUUGUUCGACGACCAUGACCAGCAUGAGGAGGAUGAGGCCGAGCCGGUCGACGAGCAGGGCGAGGAGCAGGAGCGGGACGACGACAUGGGGAUCGAAGGACAGGACGACAGGGAGCCGAGCUAUGCGAGGAUGGCCCCAAUGCAGGUCGAGGAGGUGAGGUGCAUACCGAUCCGAUUCAUGAUGUGUGCGCAUGUGUGAAUGCAUCAUGAGAGCAGGAGCCGAGGAUGGCUGUCGUGUCGAGGAACAUCCCCGUCAGGGACUUCCCUAAGCGAAAGCGACAGGUACGCCACAUCACAUCACCACCCGACCGAGUCUCUCCUCUGUACAUCUGUCUGUCCAUUCACUCAUCCAUUCAUGCGUUCAGUUGAACCCGCUGAAGCUGACGGCUGGCGUCAAGUUCGUGGGCACGCCCUUUGUGGAGACUCGUGAGCGCGACAAGGAGCGGCUGGACGAGGAGCGGCAGGCGCGGUGGGGCCGCCGGAGGCAGGCUGCUUAUGGCGGCAUGGACGCCAGAUACCCACCUGAAGCAACCAUCAGGUGACACCAUGAGAGCUUACCCCCACCGGUUGGUUCCCUGUGUGGAUGUGUUUGCUGUGCUUACUGUGUGUGUCAGGUGGCGGUUCAAGAUGGAUGCGAACGGGCAGAUUCUGAGGGACAGCAAGACGGGCAAUCCCGUGGUGAGCCUGGACCAUCGAGGAAAGGCAGCGACGUCAGUGCGGGCACGUGCACCCACGUGAUGCGUAUGUUUGUGUGUGUUUCGUGGUUGUGUAGCGGGAGACGAACACCCAUCUGGUGCGUUACAAAGAUGGCAAGUGCGUGCUCUUCAUCGGCAGCGAACCAUACCUAUGCACAGUAACCCACCGGCACGGGCAACGAAAAAAUAGACCAGAUGAGUGCCAUGUAUUUUGUGUGUGUGGAUAUCAAUUAGGAGCACAGAGAGGAGCACUUGCACUUCUUUGACGACACAGACGUGAGCAAGCAUCUGGAGGGGGGGCUGCAUUACGUAUGUUUGGUAUUGUGUGGGUGGUGUUGGCCGCUUGCCUGUGUCCUGCAGGGCGUCAAGGCGCUGCACGGCCCCGCCACCUCUCGGCUGACCCUCAAACCGCCAGUCAACUUCCAGCUGCUGUAACGCACACCAGAGAGACUGUGUAGAAUCUGAUGUUGUAUUCUGGGUUGUGUUGUGAUCAAUCUGCCAGGGUCAAGAAGCCCCAGACCAACAAAGGCAAGGUGGGUGAGACGCACGAUGGAAGGACGCGUCAGCCAGCUACAGGGUGCUUCGUUUGUGUGUAUGCGGGCUGCGUUCGUUCCAGGCUGCCCGUGCAAUCAUGGAGACCACUCCUGAGGAGGCAGAGGCCGCGCAGAAGAGGACAGAAGAGGUCAGUGCGUGGGGGGGUGGGGGUGGGGGGGCACAUCAAAGAGAUCGUCCGUCUGUCCUUCUGUCUGUUGUGUGUGUGGUGUGCAGCAACUGGAGGACUCCCGGAUGGCAACCGCCAAGCGCAAACGGAAGAUGCACGAAGCUGACGUACGCCACAGCAACCCGCCACACACACACACACACACACACACGUGUGCGUGCGUCUGUGCAGAUGAUGGACAGCAGCUUCCUUGAGGAUGAUUCGAACGACGAGGGCUCAGGUAGACACCUGAGGGAGAAAUGGAGAGAUGGGUCAAUAUGUGUGUGUGUGUGUGUGUGUGCAGAUACGUAUGAGAGAGGCCGUGGCAGUUCCAAAAGGUACACAGGCCCCGCUCCGCUCACAGGAGUUGCCUUGCAUCCGGCGGUAUUGUGUUGUGUGUGCAGACGGCGAUGAGGCGUCAGUUGUGUGCGAGGCGCGGCGUCCAGACCUUUGAUGUUGUUGUUGUUGCUAAAAGCGCUGUCGGUAAGGUCCCUCUCGUUGCCUGCAUGUGGGUAGACGAGGGGGCCCUGGCCGACAGGGACUUCACAGCACAGCCCAGCAUACUGCCGACGCGUGUAAACG